Messenger RNA from Plasmodium coatneyi, 1371 nucleotides. RefSeq lists its product as uncharacterized. The transcript has a single exon. Lineage: Eukaryota; Apicomplexa; Aconoidasida; Haemosporida; Plasmodiidae. Gene Ontology annotation, molecular function: L-ascorbic acid binding; procollagen-proline 4-dioxygenase activity; iron ion binding. Gene Ontology annotation, cellular component: endoplasmic reticulum. The record is from RefSeq and is a predicted model, not a curated record. Gene Ontology annotation, biological process: peptidyl-proline hydroxylation to 4-hydroxy-L-proline. The coding region runs from base 1 to 1371 and encodes 456 amino acids.
AUGGAUACAACCCUUAGCGCCAAGAACCCCGAGGACACACAAAACAACAACAAUGACAAGCACGCAAGCAAGUGUGCAGACCAGAGGGAAGAAAACUACGACGCUAUGAAGGAGAGUGACACAACCACUCAGGACGAAGCAAAGUCCUCGAAGUAUGAAAAGAACAAAUUCGGGAUCAGACUUUACGAGAACGACCUAAAGUACAGUGACGACAUUCAGACGAUCAUAAAAAAAGUUAUUAACGAAAAGAAUAUCCAUUUUUUUAAAAAGUACUCCUCUUUCCUCCUUUACCUAAGCAACGAGGUGGAGUACAUCGACAUCGAUGAUCGGAGCAAACUACAGAAGAAGGAAGCCAAUGAUGAAAACACCAGAGUGUUUUUUAAAAUCCAGCUGACUCCAAAAAAUAUGAGCAUUAUUUAUAAUAUACUGGACAAAAAAAUGAUAGAAAAAAUAUUAUCCUUGUGUGAAAAUAAAUAUAAGAAAAGCAAAACGUCCGUCGGGUAUGCAACAGAUAAACAGGAAAAUUACAAAAUAACAGACUCCUCCAAUAGAACAAGUUCUACAGUCUUUUUAUACACAAUUAGGGACCGAUCCAUGAUUGAGCAAAACCAAGUAGAUAACGAAAGCUCCAUCGUCUACACAAAGGAUGAAAGCAUUAUGGACUUGGAAAAUACCAUUUGCAAUUUGGUUAAAAUUCCAUUAUGCUACUUGGAACCUUUAGCCAUUGUAAAAUAUGAGAAAAAUAAUUACUUCAAUGUGCACCAUGACGGGACCUUCAGAAGGGCUACUCUUCUAAUAUACCUGAACGAUGUAGACCAAGAUGGGGAAACCAUUUUCCCUCAUCAUAAUUUAUCCAUUAAACCCAUUCAGGGGUCCGGUAUUUUCUGGUACAACAACAUCCCCGUGGAGGAUGAGUAUGCCAUAACGUACUGCGUAAACAGAAUAAAUGAAAUUUCUGAGCAGGAAAGAUUAAAAUCUGCUCAAAAUGUGGAAGCCAGUGUGAAUCCCUCCGCUAGGCUACUGACAACACCCACGGCAUCUGCUCAACUUCCCCCUUCGGAAGUCCACCAGAGUGCCAAUUCCACCACAACAAAUAUGAUCACCACAAAUCUGAACACAACAAAUUUGAGCACAAACGGAGAUGACCUCUCCAGUACCUACAAAAAUCCGAUCAACAAAACGGUGGACCUAAUUAAUUUUCUAAAAGAUAAGUCCAACUUAGAAAAAUUCUCCAUCGAUGUCAUAAAUGACGAACUGGGAAAUAUGUACAUCGCUGACAUGACUAUGCUGCACAAGGCCAACAAAGUUUCAGAUGAAUACAAAUAUGUGAUAAAUUGUUUUUUCAAUAUUAAUAUAGUUAGGAAUGUGUGA